Sphaeramia orbicularis (orbiculate cardinalfish) is the source of this 9753-nucleotide messenger RNA. It is a transcript of the gene cep192, whose product is annotated as centrosomal protein 192. Gene Ontology annotation, biological process: centrosome-templated microtubule nucleation; centrosome duplication; protein localization to centrosome. Gene Ontology annotation, cellular component: cytoplasm; nuclear pore outer ring; centriole. The transcript is spliced from 52 exons. Lineage: Eukaryota; Metazoa; Chordata; Actinopteri; Kurtiformes; Apogonidae. Bases 280 to 8667 code for a protein of 2795 amino acids. The record is from RefSeq and is a predicted model, not a curated record. Gene Ontology annotation, molecular function: protein kinase binding; structural molecule activity.
CUGUGGCUCUUGGGCGCUGCUUAGUUCUCAAACUCCUGAGUAUUUGUGUGCAGUGUCUUUAGUUAAAGCAAAAAUGAAACACUCCAGUCUUUCCAAAGUUACUUUUGGAACUUAAUUAAAGCUCGGGACGUGUGUGCACGAGCCACGAAAGCCAAAACAAGAGGAGAAGUGGAAGAAGAAUUGAGGUCGGGCCGCGUCUCAAGUACCGUUGAAUACUUUACAGAUGGUCUUCACUUAAGCUGAGGUCACGCCAGUUUUGGCUCUGCUUAACUCAAAAACAUGGCAGACAGUUUUUACAAGCUGGAGGAUGAAGUCUUUCCAAGCUUCCUCAGCAAGUCCCUGGACAGCACCAUGGGCCGUGCCACGCUGGGGAAUGUGACACUGGGCUCAGGCCCGGGGCUUCCAGUGGCUGCCUCUACAGUGGCUAAAAAUAGACCCGGGUCUGACAACAGAGGAGAUCCAGUUGAAGCAUCAUAUCUAGAGGGCAGAGAGCUGCAGCAACUAGCAAACACACGUUUGUCAGUUGGUGAACAAGCCAAAUUCGCUCUCAGUUUCAAAGAUGACUUGGAUAAUGCGGAUGACUUCAUUGCAGCUCAUCGUCUGUCAGACAUGCUGGUGAAGAUAAAUUUGGAAGAGAGUGCAUCCAGAAACCAAGGCUCCAUACUGGGGCCUCCACCUACACAGAUGGGCUCAGUUCAUGGUCGUCCUACAGAACUAGGAACAGAACUGUCAACAGGGCUUCUGACAUUCGCACAAUUUGGGCAUAAAGAAAGUGCAGACACAAUGGUUCAGCCCUUAGCAGCUACAGUUGAGGAAGAAAACAUGCAGAGCGAGGGGGUGGACAGUGACCAUUUCAGUGGCAGUAACUCGAGCUUCUUGGCAAAUGAAAAGCUCAUGUCGGUGGACAGCAUGAACAGCGACAUCACAGAUGAUGACAUUGAUUUGAACAACCUGCCAGAUGAUGAGCUGGAGCUGUACUUCAAUAAGCUGGUUCCUCCGGCCAUGCAGAGAGGCAGAGUUGAUGGCCAAGAGAUUCCUGCUGCAGACCUGCCUGUUGCUGCUGAUGACAUGUCAAACCCAAGUUCUACCGAGCCAGAGCAUUACAGACAUUUUCUUGAUGACGACGAUCAGGAGGAUUUUCAGAUGCCUGAUGUGCGUCUGGCUGCUACCGGUAUGGACUCGUGUCCUGCCAGUGAUGAGGACACUGAGGAUGAACUAGAAUCUGCUAGGAGGAGAGAUUCCACCAGGACGAGGCUACUGCCAAGCACCUCUAGGCAACUGGUUGGAGAGAGUAAUCGUCCCAGUUUCAGGCCAGGUUUGGAAGGGGGCAGCUCUGAGGAUGAGUCUUCCAGUGGCCUUGGUGGUCCGUCUCUGUCUGGGAUUGAACAUAGACGGUCUGCAGAGGGACAAGUUAUCAACCCACCUGUAACAGGUGAUGGAGGGGGUGGCGAUGGGAGCAGCGGAAGUGAAGAAAGUGGAAACGAUGGGGGUGUUUCAACCAUUCCUCUGCCAACAACUACUGUCCAAACCACCUAUGAUGCACUGCGUGGACUGGGGAUUGUGGGUGAAGAUGAGCGCAGUGAUCUGAACAGUCUGCAAGGACAUAUGGGUGACCGUGUUGGUCCAGUAGGAACAGGGGAGGCCUGUUCUUCUCAGGGUGUAUUGGGGGGAGCUCAGAGGGCAUCUUCAGUCAACUGGAGCAUCAUUCUAGACCGACAGGAGGCGCUGGAUGCCAUGGAGAGCACAGAGUCUGGACCUACUGUUGAUCGACUUUUGGACUCGGUUUACCUUCGAGGUGGAGCUGGACUCAGGAGGCUUCAAGACUCUACAAACCUCACAGUCUCCCACUUUCAAGGCACCCAGGGGAGCUUUCAUCUCUCCCAGGUACUGCUCCCAGAUUGUGUUGACAAACAGACUGAUGAUGAUGAUGAAGAUGAUGAUGAAGCCGUCGAUGUGCCUGAUGGUUCGAGGCUGUCGCUAGGUUUAAGAGGAGGACCCUGUGGCAAUGCUAUGGCUGCUGAGGCCUUGGGCAGUGGCAGCGAGGACGACAACAAUCUGCUUUCCACUUCCCUUGAAGCCAAGUAUUUCUCUCAGAGCUUCCACCAGGAACAUUCAGAUUCAGAUGAUGAGUGGAACAACUGUCCAGACAACUUAGAGCUGGAGUUUCAACAAGGUGCCAAUGCCACUCAUAGUGUUGUGUACCAAGAUGAAGAAGGCCAGUGGGUCACAGACCUCGCUUAUUACUCAUCAUUUGAAAAAGAAGUUGAUGGCAAGACAUCAGAGAACGCCAUCCAAUUUCAGGCUGAGGACUUUGUGUCUGCCGGUGAUGCUUUAGAAAAGAUAGCCAAGGACCAAGAGGACUUUGAGAAAGAACACCAAUUUAUGCAGGAGGAGCAGAUUCCACCAGCUGGAGGAAACGGCACCUUUCAGAGUGAUUCAUCUUGGAAGGUUCCCAACAGCGGCCACAUCCUGAUGAGGACCUCCCAGGUCUCCUCAGCGUUCAAAGAGGAUGACCAAAGUUACCUGCGACUGUCAUUUGGGCAGUUUUUUGGGCAACGCUCCGAAGCCCUGGGCUGUCUGGGAGAGAGUGAAGAUGCGGAUGGUGUUAAGCGGCCAUCCUUUGGCUACAUCAUCAACUCUCCAGAGAAGAGGGAACCAUUUGCACUGAUUCACCCUUCAGACUUCUCAGACACCUCUCCUCACAAUGACACUGUUGAACUCUGUGAUGCCGACAAAACACUCAACACAGAGGACCUGGACAAAACCCUUGAGGCACCACGUGAAAGGAUGGAACCAGAGCCUUACAGAACAGAGGACCAUGCUGCCUAUGCUGAUCUCCCUGACCACAGUGAAGGCUCUGGCUCUGAAUCAAACCGUGGAAAUGAGAGCUGCAUGUCCCCCCACAAUAACAGUAGUCAUCUAAUGCUGAGUAUCAGCACAAUUGCCUCAGCAAUUGCAGAUGCAUCCAUCAGCACUGACCCAUCCCAGUUGGCUGCCAUGAUCAUGGAGCUGUCCAAGAGGAGUAAGGCAAGGAGUCGUCCUGAACCUGUCGGACCUGGCAUCAGCACUGUGGAGAAUCAACACCCAAAUGAUAAUACCCUUAUGGAGGACCAGAAUACUGUGUUGGAUGAACUGCAUAGAAGCACCUGUGUCGGAGAGGUCAGUGCCUUCGACAUGGACAAGUACCUGAAGAAGACUGAUGUCUCCAGCAGCAGUGAUGCCUCUGUGGUUCACACCACCUUCGACCUGACCGGGUGGACUGACAACCCUUGCACACCUUACAGAAACCCCCAGAAAGACUGUCCCACUGAAAAGGGAAGCACAGCUCAACCAGUGGGCAGCGAGUCUGCACAUAUGGUCAAAACUUCAAAACCUCAGGAGACAGAUGGAAAAGCAGAGACAACCUUGAACACUACCUCAUCUUCACAAACAUUUUCAACUGGAUUAUAUCCUGUUAAUGCCAAUGAAUCGAAAAGAAGCUCCAUCCCUCGCCCUCAUGGAUCUUGCAGCUCUGUCAGAAGGUCUGUGGGCUCAGGACAGUCGUCCACACUCGAGCCUCAUCCAGACAAAACAGCAGCAUGUGAUAAUGACUCUUCCUCUGCUACCAAGUCAGGAACGGCGAACCAUCAAGCAUCACAAAGCAACAUAAAGUCCUCCUUAGAAACACCACAAAACAGUGACAGAAGCCCUGUUCCCUCCCCUGACCUGCUAAGAACCACAUCUGGAAGGAGGAAAGGCCCGACAGGUCUGCCCUGCGUUAAAGGUUCCUCACCCUCUGCAGUGAGAAAUAAGAGCACAGGCAGGGAACAGCAUGAUGGGUCGAGUAGUUCGUCAGGGGUAAAAGUGACUAGUGGUACGGCAUCUGCUUCACAUACUCGUAGCUCCGUGGAUAAACAUGUUGGAUUCUGUUGUGAAAAUGUCCAGCCUCAAGUUGAAUUUGCAUCAGAUCUACCAAAAGGUUUAUCUGAGCCCUUUGUGGAAGAAACUCACUGUGACUUCAGACCGUCCACUUCUCCCCUUAUUCACUCCUCUCCAAGUCAGACGUCCCUCCCUACUGCUGAUGGGAUGGUGUCACCAUCAUCCAGUGGAGGCCCAGCAGACAAACGCCCUGGUCUUGAUUACUCUCCUCAGUCAACAUGCUCCAGCCCUAGUCUCAGCAGACUCACAUACAUUUCAAUGAAUGAUGGCACUGUCGUACCUACACCUGAGAGGCGAAAGGCACCACAAGACAAGAAUGACUGUAACAUGUUACUCAGCACCACCAUUGUCAGAUUCAGCCCAACUCCACCUCUGGAACCAGAUUUACAACCAAACAUGGACAAUCUCGGCUUUCCUAAAAGUCUUGACCAGGUGCAGCCACAGCAUUCUAAAAGUCUGGACCAACUGCCCCCACAGCAGUGUAAAAGCCCUGAGGCCUCGCGGAGUGGGUCUGUUCUGAGCUGCACUCGCAGCCAGAGUGAAUGUAACUACCACUGUCCUGCUGAUAGAACUGCUGAUCUCCCUGGUGGUUGCAGGACUCACAAGCACCUCUCUGAGUCUAACGCAAGGCAGCUCACUAAAGUAGACUCCGGCUAUUGCAGUAAUCUGAACAUUCAGCAGCAAACCAGCAGCACCACCGCUCCUCAGAGUUCCCAGCAAUGGGGACCCCCGAGUUCAGUCUCCUCAUCGGUGUAUGCCGGCGGCUUGGUCAUGCCCUCGUCCUAUUCCUCUGAUGGAUUUCAUUAUGUGCCCAUCCCAAGUUUUAAGCCCCAGUGCUCUGGCUUGGUUGACCUCCCUCACCAAGGAGAUAUGCAGUCUCUCCUCACUGGACACUCCCUCUUCACCCCCCAAAUGGCUCAGCAGUUCAUGGGACCUGAAGCUUCUUUACAUCCCAGUGUUUAUCACAUGGGAGCACAUGGGGUUCUAGGAAACAACCGCUAUGGUAUGCCAUCUUCAGGUUUACCUAGCAGUGAUCUCACAGUGAGACCCAUCCAUUCCACUUCAGGUUCUCUGGGGAUUCCUGGAUCUACUGGGACCCAUCACUUACCGAGACCCCAUCAGAGUCAGCAGGAACUGGGAAUGAUGGGAAAGCCGUACAGUCAGUAUGGUCCAGAGCCAUUGGUUGCAGGUUGUGUUGAGGAACUAAGAGGUCAAGUUGUAGUGCCAGAAGAGCUGCGAUUCCCUCAUGCUUGCUGUGUAGGAAUUGCCUCUCAGACGUCCCUCAGCCUCUUUAACCCCUCUGAGAGGUGGCAGCAAGUGUCAAUAACCAUCACCAGUCUGGCUAUUGAUGGAGAAAAGGUAGAUAGCUCGCCAUACCACUGGCUAAUAGUCAAGAACAAGACAAUUAUUGGACCGAAGAGUACAGAGGACCAGAAGGUGUUGUUCAUCCCUCCACAGGCCGGUGUCUACCAGUGUGUCCUCAGUGUUUGCUCCUGGCCUGCGUCUGCAGAGUCCGAGGUGGCUGCCAGGGCCAGUAUCUUUGCCAAAAGGGUGGUGCUGGUUGCCAUAGCAGAGAAUCCUACUGUAGAGGUUGAAAUGGGCAAGACUGGCUGUUUGGAUUUCGGGGACCUGCCAAGUGGUAGUGCCAAAUCCCUUUCUCUCAAACUGCUCAACAGGACCCAUGCCACAGUACCCAUCCGUCUAGUUCUCAGUGCUAACGCUUCAGCGUGGCGAUGCUUCACAUUAUCCAAACUCCCUGUUACCAUGACGUCGGAGGCUACACAACAGGCCGGGCACAUGACCCCGAUGUCCUCGCCCUCUGUGAUGAAUCAUGUGAUGCACGCCAGCUAUGGAGAGAAUCCAGAGAGCUUCAUGGUCUGGGUUCACUUCAAAGCUCCUUCAAAGUACACGGCCUCUUCAGGAGAACUUGGCCCAGCUGAUGAGUAUCUCGCACGAGUGGACGUUGAAGUGGACUCUCCUGGUCCAACACAUGUAAUCAUGAGUAUUCCCCUCAGGGCCAGGUCUGGGUCGGCUCGGGUCCACGCUCCUAAAGACCUGCAGACUGUCAGCCUCUCUGCUCCACUGGGCAAAUCUAGUCAACAGACGCUGCCGUUAAAGAAUGCAGGGAACAUUGACGUGCAGCUGAAACUCAAGAGCAGUGAUACAGACGACUGUUUCUCUAUUACACCUGAUGAACUGUCACUAAAAGCGGGGGAGGAACAGGGUAUUGUGAUCACCUUCAAAGCACAAGGAAACAGGAAAUGCAGAGAAAGCCUCCUUACCAUUCUGGUGUUGCCGUCAGGCCCUCAGUAUGAGGUAAACCUUAAAGGACAAGUUGCUUCAGAGAACUCUGGGAAACCUGCCAUCCCCUCCACUUCUGCCUUUGGCCCUGCUCUGGCCAAUGAUAUUCCACCGAUCCUCUCGAAUAAACAGUUCGUAGCCUGGGGAGGGGUCACUCUGGGACGAGCUAUCCAACAGAAGCUGGUUCUGAGGAACAACUCAAACACAGCCACCCAACAACUGCGCUUACUUAUCAGAGGUCAAGAUCAGGAUUGUUUUCAGCUCCAGAGUAUGUUCAGUCCUGAGGAGCGUCUGACUCGACACGGGGAGCUCUCUAUUCGUCCCAGAGAGGAUGUCACGGUCCACAUGCUCUUUGCUCCCACCAGGGUGGCCUGCAUGUUGGCCAAGUUGGAGAUCAAACAGUCUGGAGUCCGGCCUUCACAGCCAGGGGUCAAAUUCACAAUUCCACUGUCAGGCUACGGUGGUACCAGUAACAUCAUCCUGGAGGACCAGAGGAAACAGGCAGAUGGCUAUGUAGCAACACUUGCUGACAUAGCUGUUGGUCGUGUCAGCAAGGUGUGUCUGUGUGUGAGGAACACCGGCUCCAGAGCGGCUUUCAUCAAAGCUGUGGCCUUCUCUGACGUACAAAGCCGAACCGUUAUGGAGCAGUCUGUCAUCAGCCUCGCUCCGUCACAGUUUGUUCUGAAGGAAAGAACGCAAGAGGUGAUUACAGUCCUCAUGAAGUCCACCCAGAGAGAGCAGAACAUGUGUCAAUCACCCAACACCCUGCUGGCUACUGUCUGUCUGUUCUGUGGAGAUGAGGUCUCCAGGCAGCAGUACAGGAAAUUGCUUCAGAAUAAACCGGAGGCUGCACGGAAAGCUCUCUCUGAGAACAGCCUGCUGAAAAACGUCGACUUCAAUGAGAAGUUUCUUGGAGAGGAAACUGUUACAGAGCCCUAUGACCUCCCUCAGCGUCCCAGUGAGGCUCACAUCUUCUACGGAAACAUGAGCAAAGUGGUGGUGUCUCUGCUGGGCAGCACAAAGGCUGGUGAAUGUGAGCAGAGUAACCACACUGAGAUGCUGUUGCCCUCUACUCAACGCGGCUCAGACACCGACAGUGGUUUGGCAAACGGCAACGUGUCUCUGGAUGUGCUUCCAGUAAAGGGUCCCCAGGGUCCAGUGCUGAAAGUGGCAGAACCUUCCUUAAAGGUUUCAGAGACAUUCCACAAGCAGGUUGAAUCCUGGACCAUCCACCCAGAGCAACUUCUACUUGCAGCUCCCACUAUCAAUGGAGCCACCACCACCAGUAAAGUUCAGAUCCAGAACAACACGUCCAGAGAGCUGAGCUUUGAUUUGUCCUGGCCCGCUCACUGCCUCACCAUCACGCCACAACAUGGAGUCAUUGAGCCUCAGUGCCACCUACAGAUUUUAAUCAGCCCCAACCCGUCACUAGCGAACAAGUCUGCCCUUCUGCCGUGGAGUGGACAGAUUUAUGUCCAGUGUGAUGGUCAGCAGAAGUUUAUUAAGGUCCAGAUUCGGGGGGACUUGGCUCUGGAUGUGUCCGCAGCUCCAGGUGAUGCUUGUCUGGCAGCUCUGGCUCCUCAGGCCGCGACCCCUGUGGCGCCCGUCGCCCAACUCAUUGCUGCCACCAAACCCUUACUACCUCUGCAGAUGUCGCAAGCCCAGGUGACCGUCAGCAAUAAGACCAUCAUUUUCCCCACGACGCCUUCAGGGGAAACAUCAGAGGCCCAGCUGGAGGUGGAGAACGGGGACGUGGAAAUGAGGUGGUACCUGUCAUCAUUUGCUCCUCCAUAUGUCAAGGGGGUUGACAACACUGAGGACGUUUAUCGAGCCACCUACACGGCGUUCAGAUGCUCCAGGGUGUCUGGAACUCUUGGAGGCCAUGAGAAGAUGCAGGUGCCCAUUACUUUCUUGCCAAGGGACCGGGGGGACUAUGCCCAGUUUUGGGACUUGGAAUGCCAUCCGGUGUCUGAGCCCCAGCAAAAAACCAGGAUUCGCUUCCAACUCUGUGGCACAGGCAUAAGGUCAGGGCCAAUGGAGGGUCCACAAGAAGGAGACUGUUCUCUGGUGAAGACAGAGGCCACGGUCAAGAGCAGGAAAAAGGCUGAUCCCUCAACGGGCAAAAACAGCCAGGAGGAGGCAGGACGGAGGGGGGUGUAUGCUCCACAGGAUCUGUACACCUUCCCAGCCACACGGGUGGGUGAGUCCAGCUCUCUGAAGGUCAACAUCCGCAACAAUUCACCCGAUACGCACGAGCUGAAAUUUGUAAACCCUAGGGAGCCGUUCCACAUCAAGCAUUCCAAAUAUUCCCUGAGAUCUCAGCACUAUCUGAAGCUGCCCGUCCACUUCAAGCCCAGCGCUGCAGGCAGCCACGCUGGCUUGCUUCUCAUCCAGUCAGAAACAAGUGGAAAUCUUGUUAUUCAGCUAACCGGUGAGGCAUCGCCUUGAAUUCUCCAUCUACCAUCCUACGCCACCUCCUUGUGCUGGCUGGCCUGCUAUGGGUGGACGCUCUUUUUUUUUUUUUUUCUGCACUAUUCAUCAUGGGACGGAAGUGUAACGGGGGAAAGAACAGCAAACUAAGGGUGAAAUAAAACCGAAAUCCUUCCCUGUCAUUAUACUUGGAGACGUUUCAAUGAUGUGGACUGAUGAACUGGACGUGACUGAGACUCUGCACUAACCCGAGCCCAUCUGCGACCAGGACCUAGGCACAGGUGUCCUCAGCUGGCCCGUGAACAAUUCCUCUGCCUGGAGCUCCAUGAUUUGGUCUGAUUGGCUUACAAUUAGUGCGCUCUGUUCUGGUCAUUCAGAACGCUAAUGACUUUUGUCACUUGACUCUCAGUGUGGCGUUUGCAGCGUUGUUGUUAUUAUUGUUGUCAGAUGGUAGCAGCACCAUUCGGGACCGGAUCUGGAUUCAGUCACUUUAGUCACUGCAAUGAUUCAACUGACAUUAAGUCUACAUUUCAUGAGACUUGACUUAAAAAAAAAACAAAAAAAAACACCUGGUGGCUUGUGUCGACUUCCCAGCAUCCACCAUGCCUCGUUCCAAACAGUCCAGAUGUACUUAAUUUAGCUCUGAUCAGGGAAGCUCACAGCAACAUUAGGAUGGUUAAUGAUUGUUAUUACAUGCUAAAAGAGUUUCCUCUGGUGGGGCUUUUGUUCGGCAGCUCGCCAGGCCUGCUUAGUAUGGUUACCAUGGCAAAACCGUGUUAAUCACUGUUCCAGUCACAGAAAAUUACCUUCCCAUUUCCUCUUUUGGUUCGAGGGCAAAUGCCCAAAAUUGCUGGAGGGGUAUUGGAUUUACGUCUGUAAUCACUUCUGGAACUGGAAAAUGUAUGUAAACUUCAUCAACAGUGUGUGUCGUUAACCUGUUAGACGCCACAAUGUAAAACACUAGCAUGGACUUUUCGAUAUGAAGGCGGGGCUUGAUCAGAACACGCCCUGACACAUUUGAUUCACCAUUUGCACAUGCCUUAAAUAGUUUUAUUAUGUAAUAUAUUGAUGGAUUUACAUGUUUUAAAUAAAGGUUUGUGAUAA